AUGGCCACCAAAAAUUGUGAAGACGCCUUACAGAGUAUCAUCUCGACUCCAGAGCAGCUAUUCAAACGCUUUGGUAACCCGCAUGUCCUUGAUGAUCUCAUUCGACUGCGAGCAGCAGAUGAAACCCAACAGCCUAUCCUCGCACAUCCAAGUUUUGAAAAUGAUCCUGCAUCAUACGAAUAUUUUACUGGACGGGAUCUGGAUGCAAUGAUUGACCAGGCUGCCCGGGUUCUGAUAAACCAUGGCUUCAGACCGCUACAGAAUAAUUAUAAGUCUGUCGUGGCACUGUUCACACCUUCAGAUCUAAAUAUGAUUAUCACCUUAUUUGCCCUCAGUCGGCUGGGAUAUGCCAUCAUGUUAUUGUCUACUCGUCUCUCCGCCGCCGCUUGUGUUUCUUUGCUCGAUGUUGUUGGUUGUGACACCAUUCUCUACGGACAGUCCCCCAGUAUCCGAACGACUAUAGGCGAGGUAUUGAGGUUGAAGGUGAUUGUAUGUCGCCCUAUAAUCCAAAGAGCGUCUUUAAGCCAAGCACAAGUCUUGCCAUCCGUCUCGUCGAAAAGAAUCCGUUCUCAAGAAGAACAAGAGAGCAGCACCGCAAUUAUAAUGCAUUCGUCUGGAUCAACUGGAUUUCCAAAGCCCAUCUUCCUCACCCAUAAAGUACUGAAGAUUUUUAUGAUACGGGGAUCAGAAAUGACGGCGUUCAUCCCACUCCCUUGGUUCCAUUCAUUCGGUAUCUGCAAAUACCUACCAACUAUGUACAUGGGAAAGACGGCAUUCAUGUGGAAUGUCUCACUACCCCUGACUGCUGGAGGCCUGAUUGCAGCCAUUAAAGAAGCAAAGCCAGAGUCUGUACACGCAGUCCCGUAUAUAUUGCAAAUGCUGUCAGACGAUCCUCGCGGUGUUGAACUGCUGCAGAAAUGCAAGCUCGUCACCUACGGCGGCGCUGCCUGUCCUGAUGAGUUGGGCGACCGAUUGGUGCACGAGGGAGUGCCACUCGGUGUUCAGUUUGGCUCAACCGAAUCAGGCACUGUUGCCGACUCCUUCUCCCGCCCAAAAGACGAUCCGUACUGGAAUUAUCUGCGAUUCGACGAUGGCCUCCAGCAAUUUAUAUGGAUGAAACCAAUUGGCAAUUCCCUGUAUGAAGCCGUAUAUCUGGCUGGUCUUCCAGCAUUAAGUCUGACGAAUUCCGACGAUCCUCCGGGUUCUUACCAUUCCCGCGACGUCUUCGAACCUCAUCCAACCAUCCCCAGUCGAUGGAAGUACAUCAGCAGACUAGAUGACCGUAUCACGCUGGUCAAUGGCGAAAAGGUCCUCCCUCUGCCGAUUGAAGGCACUAUUAAGCAAAAUCCACUGGUCCAGGAAGCCGUUGUGGCUGGCGUUGGGAAGGCGGUUCCUGGGCUACUCGUUUUUCGCUCUGAGGAGUCCAAGGGUCUUUCUGAUGAGGAAUAUUUCGACUCCAUAUGGCCAACGAUUCAAGAGGCAAAUUCCAGAGCCGAGCAAUUUUCACAGGUUGCUCGGGAGAUGGUCACCGUCAUCCCUCACGAUGCUCCAUGUCCACGGACAGAUAAAGGCUCGAUUAUUCGUACGCAGGUGUACAUGAAAUAUGCCGAAGUAAUAGAAAACAUGUAUACCAGUCUUGAUAAGGGCGAAGGAGGUACACUCGAGUUGGAUAUUCCGGCUACGGAAGCCCGCCUGAUGAAACUUUGUCAGGAGGAAAUUGGACUUUCGAUCUCAGACGCAGAUGUCGAUCUUUUCAGUCAGGGAGUCGACAGCUUGAAGGCGAUUCACUUGCGACGCUUGAUUCUGAGGGAUUUCAAGGUUGCGGAUAGCGGUGCGAUCAGCCAGAAUGUUGUUUUCGAAACUGGGAGCGUUGCCCGUCUCGCGAAGUAUGUUUGUGCUGUCCAGAGUGGACGACAGACGACGGCCGAAGAUGAAGUCUCGCUGAUGCUCAAGUUGAUCGAGAAAUACUCUUCAUUCCAUCAACAUAGUCCGAGUCUAGAGUCUGUCAAGGAGAAGAGCGUGAUCUUAACCGGUGCCACUGGUUCUAUCGGAGCCCAUAUCCUGGUCACUCUUUUGAACGACGACAGCAUAUCCGCAGUGUACUGCCUCACGCGCAGGACAAACCCGAUGGACGCAAUCCUCAACACCCUAUCGCAAAAGGAUCUACAAGUCCCAACCUCCCAAGUCCAAAAGAUAAUCGCACUAAACAGCACUCUCGACAAACCCAACCUCGGCAUUGACAAAGAAACACUUCACAAAAUGCAACAAUCAGUCUCCCUCAUAAUCCACUCCGCAUGGCCUGUCAACUUCAAUCUCCCACUAUCCACCUUCAAACCACACAUCAAAGGCCUCCACAACCUCGUACAAUUCUCACUAUCAGUCCACCAACCCACGCCCGCAGCACUAUUCUUCUGCUCAUCCGUCUCAACAGCACUGGGCUCACCAUCCCCCGAAAUCCCCGAGAAACCAAUCCCCGAUCCCCACAGCGCACUAGACAUGGGCUACGGACGCUCCAAGCUGAUAGGCGAGCAUAUCGUCAGCAACGCCCGAAAAUCAGGCGCAAGGGCUUAUACUCUCCGCAUCGGACAGGUCUCGGGACAUUCUGAGAAGGGUCUUUGGAAUGACUCUGAGGCUAUUCCGUUGAUGAUUCGGUCUGCGGUUACGUUGAAGGUUCUUCCGGAGUUGGAUACAGAGUGUUCUUGGUUGCCGGUUGAUGUACUUGCGAGGGGUAUUGUUGAGAUUUCGGAGGCUUGUGAGUGUGUAUCGCGGCCUCACUCGCCAAGGAGUGAUAGUAGUGGUGGUUCGGCUUAUUCGAUGGUUGAGGAUGAGGAUGACACCGCUUACAACCUCUGCAAUCCACAUACAUUCACUUGGUCAUCCCUCCUCAUGGCCCUUCAAGAAAACGGCUUCGAGUUCAAAACCGUGCCGUUUCAGACCUGGCUGAAGAUGCUACGAGACAGCGAAGCACGUGGUGAAGAGCUCGUUAACCCCGCUGUGAAGUUGACAGCGCAUUACGAGGCAACGUAUAGCAACGCAUCGGGACCUGAGCAACAAGAAAAGAGGUUUCUCACUGGGAAGGCUGAGAGGGAUAGUGUGAGUUUGCGGGAGGGUCGCUUGCGGAUUAUUGAGGAUGGGGUUUUGGAGUGUUAUGCGAGGGAUUGGUUGAGGAGGUGGGAUUAG
Molecule: messenger RNA, 3180 nt
Organism: Aspergillus glaucus CBS 516.65
Lineage: Eukaryota; Fungi; Ascomycota; Eurotiomycetes; Eurotiales; Aspergillaceae
Exons: 4
Coding region: 1-3180 (1059 amino acids)
Molecular function (GO): phosphopantetheine binding
Source: RefSeq, a predicted model, not a curated record